Aspergillus wentii DTO 134E9 is the source of this 327-nucleotide messenger RNA. RefSeq lists its product as uncharacterized. The transcript is spliced from 2 exons. The record is from RefSeq and is a predicted model, not a curated record. Lineage: Eukaryota; Fungi; Ascomycota; Eurotiomycetes; Eurotiales; Aspergillaceae. Bases 1 to 327 code for a protein of 108 amino acids.
AUGGCCAUGUACGACUCAUGGCAGAACUCUAUUCAGCAAAAGAAGGAGAAAAAAAUCACCCAACCCUCUACACCGACUCUACAACGUGACAAAAGCACCGACAGACAGUUAGGCAGAAUAGAGUGGCAGAGAGGAGCUUGGGACAUCCCAACUGCACUCCGGUUUGGUUGCGUCGGUGCUAUCCAGACGGUGUCACAAAAUUGGCCGAAUGGGGAAACAAACGACACCAAGUGGACUGGGUCGCUGGCGAGAAAUCACAAGACAAAUGGACACAAACAGAUUGGACACAGACUGGCAGAUGAAAAGGCAUCCUGCACCAAAAGAUGA